AUGAUAGAACCCUCUGAAGACUCAUUUGAGACGAUGAUGGAGCGUAAGAAUCCAUCAUCAAAACAAAUGGAGUCCUCCGAGGGCUCAUCCAACACCACCGAGGAGCCGGCGGGCCGCGGCGCGGAGGCGGCGGGGGCGGCCGGCGGCCCCGGCCGGGGAGAGGCUCAGCUGCUCAUCGAUCUCCUCCAAGACAUGGAGGAGCCAUCCAGUGGCCCACAUAGGGAAAUCACGGAUCCACCCAAUGACCUACUCCAAGACCUGGAGGAGUCAUGCUACGGUGCAGAGCAGGAGGUGGGGGGUCCGUUCAGCCAGGCGCCUGAGGGAAGGGGAGAGAUGCCCGUCACCCCCUGGGGAGACCAAGAGGAGGAAGAGGACAGCACUGACCUGCCCGAGCUGGACGGCGAGGAGAACCCGGCGGAGCAGGCCGACGCCGCGACCGCGGAGACCAUGAGCACGGUGAGGUCCGUCAUCUCGCUGUACUUCCGGAUGCAGGAUCUCAGGGAGCAGCAGAGGGUGGCCGAGGAGAUCCUGACGGAGGCCAUCAGCGCCGGCCGGCUGCCCACGCCCCGGCCCUUCUCGGGCGACCGCCGCGAGUACCACGAGUUCAUCGUGCUCUGCCAGCUGGUGCUGCAGGGCCACCCGCGCAUGUUCUGCAGCGACCGCCUGCGCGUGGGCUACGUCAUCUGCCACCUGUCGGGCCUGGCCCUGGAGUGGGCGCAGGCCCUGCUGCGGGAGGAGAGCCCCCUGCUCGGCGACUUCCCCGCCUUCCUGGAGGCCAUGUCGGAGAGGUUCGAGUACCGGCAGGCCCUGCGCGUGGCAGAGGAGGCCAUGCUGAACAUCCGCCAGGGGGACCGCUGCGCCCUCGACUACAUCGCCGAGUUCCAGGGCCUGGUGCCCACCCUGGGCUGGCCGGACGAGGUCCUGCAGGCCCACCUGUGCCAGGGGCUCAACGAAGACAUCCGGCACUACCUGUUCCGCGUCCCGCAGCCCGACUCGCUCCACAGCCUGAUGGUGCUGGUCCUGCAGAUAGAGGAGAAGCUGGCGGAGAGGAGGGCCAUGCUCAGGCUGCCCCCGGAGGCGCGGCCGCGCAACCUGACCUGGGUCGACUCACCUGCGCCCGAGCGGUGGACGGUGAGCAGCUGGCUGCCCUCCGAAGGGCACCCCGCCAUCAACCGCGACCACCUCUUCCUGCUGCUCAUGGUGAGGGUGAACCCCUACCACAGCGUGGCGGUGCGGGCCCUGGUGGACUCCGGGGCCAGCGGCAACUACAUGGACGAGAGGUUCGCCCAGGAGCACUACGUGGAGCUCUACGAGAAGACUUACCCGAGCCCGGUCCAGAGCGUGGACGGCUCGCUCGUCGGCAGCGAGCCCGUCUGGCUCUACACCGAGCCCCUGGUGUGCAUCCACCAGAACCACCAGGAGUCCCUCGAGUUCGACAUCGUCCCGUCCCCCACCUUCUCGGUGAUCCUGGGCAUGGAGUGGCUCCGCGUCCACAGCCCGGAGGUCGACUGGGCCGGGGGCCGCUGCUCCUUCCACUCUCCCUACUGCCUGAAGAACUGCUUCCGCCCGCCCCCUCCGUGCGUCGCCCUGCAGCGACACGCCAUCAGCCUCCUGCCCGGACUGCCGCCCCUGUACUCCGACCUGGCCGACGUGUUUAACCCGAAGGAAGCAGAUGAUGAGACAUCCGACCAGCCAAGCUCAGACGGAUCCGAUGAUCUUUCUGAAUCAGAGCCCUCUGAGCUUCAGCAGGCUGGAGACAGUGAUCACAGCGAGACCUUUUACGAAUGUCCCUCCAGCGCGCCGUGGGAACCUGUGGGUGCCGAGAUGCAAGAAGCAGCCAAGCCAGACGUGUACUGGGACACACAAGACAUGCUGGACAGCAAGCAGGACUACAUACAGGUGAUCCCCGAGCUGUUCGACCCGCUACACGGCGCCACGUGGUUCACCAAGCUGGAGCUGCGGGGCACCAUCGUGGAGGAGAGCCUGAGCGUCCACCACGUGGAGGACGUGUGGCAGGCGGCCUUCGGCCUGCAGCGCCGGGAGACGGACAGCUACCAGCCCUUCGUGCUCUGCGCGGACCCCAUCAUCCGGCAGAGCGUCAUCCACUUGAUCCUGAAGGACAUGCUGGGCUACUUCGUGCUGUCCUACGGGCAGGACGUGCUCGUGUUCUCCAUGAGCCAGGAGGAGCACGGCCAGCACGUGCGGCAGGUGCUCCUGCGGCUGCGCCACCACAGCGUCCACUGCUCCCUGGCCCGCACCCAGUUCCACCGCCACACGGUCGAGUUCCUGGGCUUCGUCAUCACCCCCAAGGGCGUGAGGCUCAACAAGAGCAUCGUCAACACGGUCACGGGCUACCCCACCCCCGGCUCCAAGAAGUCCCUGCGCCACCUGAUGGAGUUCAUCGUCCCCUACCGGCACUUCGUGGAGCGCUUCGCCGCCCUCACCGAGCCGCUGGUGCGGCAGCUGCUGUCCGAGCGGCCCUUCUACUGGGGCGACGAGGAGCAGGAGGCCUUCGAGGGCCUGAAGCGGGCGUUCCGCAAGGCGCCCCUGCUCCACCACCCCAAGCCCCAGAACCCCUUCUACCUGGAGACGGGCGCCACCAGGACGGCGCUCUACGCCUCCCUGACCCAGGUGGACGAGCAGACCGGCAGGCGGGUCUGCUGCGCCUUCUACUCCCGAACCACCUCCCGGCUCGAGGACAGCUACUCCCCGCUGGAGAUGAAGAUCCUGCCGAUCAGGGCUGCCUUCAUGGUGUGGUGCCGCUACCUGGAGAACACCGAGGAGCCCAUCAUGAUCCUUCUAAACACCGAGGAUCUAGCCUCUCUGAAUAAUGACAGGCUCACCGUACUUCUCCCGGGGCACUGGGUCUUCUUCUUCUCCCACUUCAACUUCGACGUCAUGGAGCGGCCAGACCCAGAGGGCGGCCGGCCCGGGGCGCCCCUGCGGAACCCCCACCGCAGGGGGCUCCCCCGCCUCGGGGCCGCGCGGCCCCGGCUGCUGUUCGCUCUGGGAGGAUCCCGCAGGGAUCAGCUCGCCGAGUCCGGGGAAGAAGAGGAGGGCGAGGAGGCACCCGGGCCGGGUGGGCCGGGCGGCCUGACCCGCCAGCAGGAGUUCCUGGCCCUCAUCCCGGUCGACCAGAUCCUCAGCGCCUUCCUGGCCCACUACAGCGCCGCCCAGAGCCGGGCGGUGGUCCUGCACUUCUUCCGCGGCCUGCUCUUCUGGAAGGACACCCUGGCCGUGGCAGCCCUGCUGGUGCUGCUGAGGGCGCGGCAGCGCCCGGAGAAGCAGGAAGAGAGCCUCACCCGGCCCCAGCGGGGGCCCCGGGACUGCUGGGGUGCACUUCAGAGGAGUCGUCGACCCGAGUUCCGCGGACGGUCCCGUCCCCCGGGACAGGGCGUUGAGCUCAGCGAAGGCCGAAGAGCAGCGGCCCUAGCUGGGGCACACAGCAGGCCUGGCGGUGGCCCCAGGGAUCGCCUGCUGGGCAGAGGCAGGGCAGGGGUCAUGCUCACGGUGACACCUCAGGGGCCCUUCUCAGGAAACAGCAUCCGCAGCAUCAAAAGGACCUGGCGCCGCCGGGCCUGGUCCGAGGGCUCCUCUCAGCCCGCCCCUGCAGCCUCCGGGGGCCGCGGUCUCUGCGGCGCUGGGGAGCAGAGUCUGCAGCUGAAGACGGCUCCUCGGAAGCGGCACGGACCUGGCCCGCCGCACACCCCCGGCUCUGUGCCUCGCUCCCCCUCGCUGACCCCGUCGGGGGCGUCCGCACCAGUACCGCUGGCCUCGCUUCUGCUGUGGCUCCCUGGACAGUCCGGGGCCCGCCGAGCUCAAGCUGCAGCCCAGACACGCUCCUCAGGGACGGCCGAGCUCAGCCCGGGCCCGGGCUCGGCCGUCGCGCCGUCUUCACACCCUCUCCGGGCCCCGCUCUGGCGGAAGGCGUUGCUGGAAGGAGGCGACCGGCUCCGGCCGCCCCAGGGCACAGCUUCACGCCGGGCUGGCGAGCGGGCAUGCAGCGCCUUCCCGGGAGAGGAGCUGAGCUUCGGACACGAGCUUGGGUUACACGCCAGGGCUCUGUCCAAGGCGCCCAGUCACGAGUCGGUGUCCGCCGCGGGCUCCCCCUCCUGCCGGGAGACCCCUCGCGGCCGCCGCGGCACGCCGAUGUCGACACUCGGAGACUCGGGGAUGCGGCAUGUGCGUCACGUCACAGUGCAUGCACCUCUGCGCACCCCUGAACCCGCCUCCCAGGAGCCCCCAGAUGCCCUGGCAUGGGAGGAGGCCCCGGCAGGCAGAGGCGCCCGGCUCGGCGUGGGGGAGGGGCUCUGGUUAGUCAAAUCCCUGGCAAAAAUGAGCCCCGCUGGCCCCACACCCACGGACCAGGCACCUGCUGUGCCCUCGGCCACCUUCCAGACACGUCUGCUCGUAUUGUCAGCCCUCAGCCGCGCAGCCGACGUUCCGUUACGCUUUGAAAGGAGCCAGGUGCAGACGUGA
This is a messenger RNA of Condylura cristata (star-nosed mole), 4479 nucleotides long. It is a transcript of the gene RTL1, whose product is annotated as retrotransposon-like 1. The transcript is spliced from 7 exons. The coding region runs from base 1 to 4479 and encodes 1492 amino acids. NCBI's taxonomy places the organism in Eukaryota, Metazoa, Chordata, Mammalia, Eulipotyphla, Talpidae. The record is from RefSeq and is a predicted model, not a curated record.